AUGGCGACACCGUGGCCUCAGCAGCCCGCAUGGCCAACACCAUUCCGCGAGCACGCUACACGACUCAGCACCUACCUUCAGGACGCGCUGACCUGCAUCGAUCGCACUCAAAGCCAGCCCGUACCGGCAGACCUUGUCAAGAUCAUUAUCCAUGGCACCCUGACAUUCAUACUGAAAGUGCAACACGCCCCCGACCUCAGCACGGUAUGCGACGCGCUUAGCAUCCUGCAAACCGAGGCCAAAGCGACCUCGGACAACACCGCGCGAAUGCUCGACGCCGUCAAACAAGAACUUAAGACCGAACUUAAAAAUACAACCGACACUGUCCACACAAUCGCUGCAAACGUACAACUGAACAUAAGAGCUGGAGAGGAAGCAAAGACAGCAGCCAAGGAGGCGGCAGAGGUAGGUAAAGCCAGCCUAGAGAUGGCAAGACGGAUCAAAAAUGCAGGACCACAGACAGGUGGCGCGCUCAGCUAUGCUGCGAUGGCAGCGAGGGGCGCGACGCUAGCAGGUACAUCGAAUACACAAGUUCCUAGAAUGCCUUCUUCUCAGACGCAGCGUGAAGUCGUCGUGACUAUUAGAGACCCCAAUACAGUAC
Bipolaris sorokiniana ND90Pr is the source of this 601-nucleotide messenger RNA. RefSeq lists its product as uncharacterized. The transcript has a single exon. Lineage: Eukaryota; Fungi; Ascomycota; Dothideomycetes; Pleosporales; Pleosporaceae. The annotation marks the transcript as partial. The record is from RefSeq and is a predicted model, not a curated record.